Magnolia sinica is the source of this 1014-nucleotide messenger RNA. Its product is annotated as momilactone A synthase-like. The record is from RefSeq and is a predicted model, not a curated record. The transcript is spliced from 3 exons. Bases 34 to 930 code for a protein of 298 amino acids. NCBI's taxonomy places the organism in Eukaryota, Viridiplantae, Streptophyta, Magnoliopsida, Magnoliales, Magnoliaceae. Gene Ontology annotation, molecular function: oxidoreductase activity.
GUCUCUCUCUCUCUCUCUCCCCUAAAUCAGAAUAUGAUGAGGCUUGGAUUCAGGAGAAGUUACCUUGGUUUGAAAGAAUGGAGUGUGGAGAAUAGGCUCAGGCGAUUCUCGACCGAGUCUGCCAGGUUAGCUGACAAGGUGGUGUUGAUCACUGGUGGGGCAAGCGGCGUCGGAAAAGCUACAGCGACAGAAUUCAUCCGUAAUGGUGCUAAAGUCAUCAUUGCUGACAUCCAACAAAAACUCGGGGCGAAAACAGCAAUGGAGCUUGGACCAAAUGCCACCUUUGUUCAUUGCAACGUCACCCAAGAAUCCGACAUCUCUAGCGCUGUUGACUUUGCUGUCUUAAAACAUGGUCACCUUGAUGUCAUGUAUAACAAUGCUGGGAUCUCCGGUACCCUUGUCUCUGGAAUUGCCGAUCUUGACUUGGAAGAAUUUGACCAAGUCAUGAAGGUCAAUGUUCGCAGCGUGAUCGCAGGGAUCAAACACGCGGCCCGUGUCAUGGUCCCACGCCAAACAGGAUGCAUACUCUGCACAGCGAGUGUGGCUGGGAUCUUGGGCAGCACUCUAUACAGUUCCUACGGAGUCUCUAAGUUUGCUGUUGUGGGGAUUGUGAAAUCAGUCGCGGCAGAGCUGUCUAAGUACGGAAUUCGGGUGAAUUGCAUUUCGCCUCCUACUCUACCGACACCGCUGGCACUUUCUGCAUUUCUACAGUUUUACCCAGGGCUUGAUGUAGGACGGCUAACGGAGAUCAUUAACGAAUCUGGCGAGAUAAAGGGGGUGAAAUUCGGAGUGGAUGACAUCGCGAAGGCAGCCCUCUAUCUCGCAUCGGAUGAUGGAAAGUAUGUGAGCGGUCACAAUCUAGUGGUAGAUGGAAGCUUCACCACUUCCAAGAGUUUCCCAUUCCCGGCAUUGGAUGAGGUGAUGAAGUGAAAUGUCACCUUUGGAGAUAUUGAAUUUAAUAAAACAUUGUAAAUACAUUUAAUAAAACCCAUCUAUCUUUGGGUCUAUUUGCUA